Molecule: messenger RNA, 1360 nt
Organism: Haplochromis burtoni (Burton's mouthbrooder)
Lineage: Eukaryota; Metazoa; Chordata; Actinopteri; Cichliformes; Cichlidae
Product: cation-independent mannose-6-phosphate receptor-like
Exons: 4
Coding region: 56-550 (164 amino acids)
Biological process (GO): lysosomal transport
Cellular component (GO): trans-Golgi network
Molecular function (GO): signaling receptor activity; D-mannose binding
Source: RefSeq, a predicted model, not a curated record
AUAGAACUCUCGGCCUACUCUGAUCUCUGACAUUGAAGACUGUGUGUACACCUUCAUGUGGAAAACAGCUGCUGCCUGCCCUCUAAAUAGUGUCCAGCAUGACAACUGCAGAGUCACCAACCCUGCUACAGGUCAUUUAUUUGACCUGAACCCCUUGAAGAAGAAUGAGGGUUACACUGUGCACCAUCAUAAGGACCAGAAGAUGGUGUUCCGCAUGAACAUCUGUGGAUCUGUGGCCAACACUGGUUGCAGCCCUGACACUGCUGUGUGCAUUAAGGAAGGCAGUGAUGUGGUCAGUGGUGGUAAGGUGAGCAAUAAGCUCUCAUACAAGGACCAUGUUCUGGAGCUCACCUAUGAAGAAGGAAGUCCAUGCCCUGCAAACCGUAGCCUCACCCACAGCACCGUCAUCAGCUUCAUCUGCAGGCCAGCUAGCAUGAGCUCAGCCCCCUCAGAGCCAGUGCUGAUUGGCUCAAACACUGAAAUGUGCACGCACUUCUUCGCUUUCCACACACCGUUGGUUUGUGAGCAGCCUGUAAGUAUGUUUGUGUGAGAGAAGACUCACCAGUCCAUCACAGGUGGAAAAGGAAUGUACUUUUGUAAUAAGAUUUAAAAAUAAAUAAAGUUAGUGUUUUCCCCUUGUAGUAAAUUAAGUAGAAAAGUGCUGUAUAAAAACUACUCCAGCUCCCAUGAGUACUCAAAGCGCUUGUCUCAUUCACCCAUUCAUACAAGCACCUUAAGUGCUUUCUAGCUAACAAUUAGCACACCAAUGGAUGCAACAGAGUGAACCUUGGUGUCACUACAUGCACACAUGCAGACCCCAACCUUCAGAUUAGUAGACGACCUGCUAUACGGCCUGAGCUACAGCCUCACAGCUGAUGAAAAAUCAUAAAUGAUUAUAGCGUGUUUGUGUUUGCUGUGAUAUAACCAGCUGCUUACUGUUCACUGCACAGAUGAGGGAGAAAAUUGUUUAGACAGAAAGACUGCAUACAGUCAAUACAGCCUGUUGUUGCAGUGCUUCCUUUAUCUUGAAAAGCUGUUUUGACAUACUGCAGUUCAGUUGGAAAACAGGGUGUGCUCUUUCCUAAUAUGGCACAUAAUUUCUCAGAGAGAAGCAAACUUAAGUUAACAGAGGCAGACAGGUCACCUGAAGUCAGCUUCUUGGGGUCAUCAAAGGAGCGGGGAAUGUCCAAUGAUAAGCAGAUGUCCCUGAAGCUUUUGUGUAGUCUCUAAAAGUUUGGUAACAUUAGAAAAUAAACAUGGUUGAACUCCUGGACUCUAAAGUUGUAAUUGUUUGAUGGCUCAUGACUUACAGUAUAGUUUUGUGCUCUAAAAAGGGAUUUUUCUUUUCUGCUUUUCCUUU